AGCCAUACCAAUCCCCCGCAAAUUCGUCCUUGCGGGGUUGUGGGGCCCAUCAUCGCGCCGGUACAAGUACCCUACGAUACCAGCUCUCGCACGUCAAUACCAAGAUAACCGGUAAUCCACAAUGGCAAAAAUCUACCGCCCAAACGACGCUUCGCUUUCACCGCUAUCCUCAAAGACAAUACUGUUCGCAGGAUACGGAAACCAAUCACGCUCCCAGGCUCUCAAUCUCCGUGACACGUUCGCCUCAAACCCCGACGUCUCCGCGCCAAAGAUAUUAAUCGCCAACCGCACGGAUUCGUAUCACGAGACUGCGAUCGCGGAUGGGUUUUCGGUGACCAGCUUCGCGGAGGGGGCGAAAGAGGCGGAUGUGGUGUUCCUGCUUGUGCCGGAUCAGGUUGCGCCUGCCCUAUACAAUUCAGAGAUAGGGCCCAACCUGAGGACGGGUGCGUUGGUGGUCGUAGCGAGUGGGUUUAACGUCUUUUAUAAAAGGUUGGAGGUUGAGGGUGUUGAUGUUGGCAUGGUUGCGCCGAGGAUGAUUGGUGCGGGUGUUAGGAGUAGGUUCCUGGAAGGGGGAGGGUUUCCGUGCUUUGUUUCUGUAGAGAAUAAUUUCAGUGGAAGGGCGCUGGAAAUGAUCUUGUCCCUUGCCUUGGGGAUAGGAGGGUUAACGGCUGGUGCUGUCGAGUGCUCUGCUCGCGACGAGACGCUCAUGGACCUAUUCGCUGAGCAAGCGGUCUGGCCGAGUAUUAUCGUCGCAUUUAGAGAGGCGUAUUCCACUUUGAAAAAACUCGGCUGCUCCGACGAAGCGCUAGUUCACGAACUCUGGCUGAGCAAAGAGCCCGCAGAAGUAUUCGAGAAAUGCGCGGAGGACGGCUUCAUCGCGCAACUAAAGUACCAUAGCACCGUCAGUCAGUACGGCCAACUCAGCACCAGUCUAGGCAUGGACGCUACCAAAUUGCAAGAAUUCUUCAAGAACGUUGCAGAGAAGCGAAUUCUGGGCGGUGAGUUUACGAAGGAGUUUAUCGACAUUGAUAAGGAGGGGGGCGGAAAUGGGAUGGAGAGAAAGCUGGGAGGGUUAUACGCAGCAGCGUCGACUUCGGAGCUGGCGGUUGGCGAGAAAAAGGUCAGGGAGAGAAUGGGAUUGGACAAAGUUUGAUUAAAGCUUAAUCUUCGCUGCCACGCCGAGCAAAUUUAUGAGUCAACAAAUUCGAUGCCAUCCACUCA
Messenger RNA from Tuber melanosporum (Perigord truffle), 1221 nucleotides. RefSeq lists its product as uncharacterized. The transcript is spliced from 5 exons. The coding region runs from base 122 to 1153 and encodes 343 amino acids. Gene Ontology annotation, biological process: L-valine biosynthetic process. NCBI's taxonomy places the organism in Eukaryota, Fungi, Ascomycota, Pezizomycetes, Pezizales, Tuberaceae. The record is from RefSeq and is a predicted model, not a curated record. Gene Ontology annotation, molecular function: ketol-acid reductoisomerase activity.